Messenger RNA from Saimiri boliviensis boliviensis (Bolivian squirrel monkey), 1133 nucleotides. It is a transcript of the gene C1H2orf92, whose product is annotated as chromosome 1 C2orf92 homolog. The record is from RefSeq and is a predicted model, not a curated record. Lineage: Eukaryota; Metazoa; Chordata; Mammalia; Primates; Cebidae.
CUGAGGCUGCUGAGUCUGAAGAAUCUUCAGAAAACUGGCUUUUGCCUGCUGGUUCAUGGACUAAGGCAAAGAUGAGCAGAGCCCUGGCCCUCUUCUUUGCCCUCUGCUUGAUCCGAGAUGAAAUUCUGCUGCAAGUGUUUUCUCAGGUUCCAUAUGACCCAACAUUUGAUGAAACAAGAACAGCAGUCAGAUCCAUUACAAAGAGAGACGCACAAAAAAGCUAUUCCCAACAAAAGAGCUCGAAAGAUGCUGCAUUUGCAUCAGGUUCAAAUGAGCGAGAGGAGCAUUUGGCUAAGAUAUUUGAUGAAAUUCUACUGCAAGUCACGUCCCAGUUUCCGUAUGACCCAUCAUUUAAAGAAACAGCAGCAGUCAGAUCCAUUACAGAGAGAGACAUGAGAAAAGGAACCAGUGCUACUUGGAAUUCUCCUAAACCAGAAUAUUUCCUUGGCAGUGUGGACAAAAUUCCCAAUAAAGAUUACGUCUCAGAGGAGAAGAGGUUUAAAGAAUCCCCUCUGUUCGACAGGGAUGUAAGACAGCAGUUAACUACUGCAGAUAGAGAAACACUUGAAGGAGCAGCUAAACCAGAUGCUCACUUUAGGGCAAUGCCCUGCGGGCAGCUCCUGCACUUCCUGCAGAGGAACACCAUCAUCGCCGCAGUCUCAGGGGCGGCUGUCCUCGCAGCCACCAUGCUGUUGCUGCUCGGGUUGGCCUUAUACAUCAGGAGGAAACAGCCAUCAUCUCCUCUGGCAAAGACGACAUACAAUAUUUUUAUAAUGAAUGGAAAGACAUGGUGGCAAAAUUCUGAAGAAAAGAAUUUCACAAAAUAUGCAAAAAAACAGACACGGUUGAAGUGCAGUUCCUCUGUCUAAGCCAGGUCGUGGGGCCGUCAAGCCAGGACUUGAAACCAUGAUGCGAGGACAUUCUCCAUGUGCACACCACAGGGAAGCAGGUCGACUUCUGGCUGGGAGACGUAUUCUACUAAAGCGUCUGCUUCCCGUCCCGAUCUUGAAUGGACCGAGAAAAACUGCUUUGCCACAGGACACUUGUGGCAAAAUGGCACCGAUGGCUGGCACCAGCGAACCCGUCGGACGAUGGACUUAUCAUUUAAUAAAGCGUCGAUUCAUGUAUUCAGU